AUUCGGAAAUUAUGCGGAAUUCAGAAAAAAAAAAGAUUAAAAUUACACAUUCGUGUUUUUCAAUUGAAUUAUCUUAAUCUUGUGCCGCCUAGAUUAUCAACAAAAUAAUUUAACCUCGUAUCAGGGAGAGAUCUUGUAAUAUAAAAAGGUUACACUUCCCCUAACCUCACAUUGUACGUAAACAAAUUGACGAGAAAUGGCAAGCACUAUGGAACAAAAGUUAUAUUAUAACACUGUACUAUCGCAGACUUUUUCUCCCGAUGGAAAUUACCUAUUGGCUGGCAAUAUUUAUGGGGAUGUGUCAGUGUUUGACCUAUCAAGAACCUUAGGGCCCAACAAAGUAGAAGAAAAUGAUUUUCAAGGACCCAAUUAUUGCUUUACUGCACAUUCUCACCAACAGAUUGCUUGUAUGUUGCCUACAGAAGAUUUCCUCGUGAUAGGAACACGUGGUGAGAUAUCAGGAUGGGACUGGAAAAUGGUGACUUCCAGCAAAGCUCCCAACAGUAAAAUGUCGUGGAGCAUACAAAUUCCAACUAACAAAGACAGUUAUGAGAAGCCAGAUGUAAAUUACAUGGUGUAUUCAAAGUCAAAUAAAUUAUUAUACACCGGCUGUGGAGAUAAUAAUAUAUACAUCAUAAACUUGGAGGAUGGAAAAAUUUCAAGGGACAUGCAAGGCCAUAGCGAUUAUAUUCACUGCCUUGCCAUAAUGGGUAAUCAGCUCACGUCCUGUAGCGAAGACGGAUCUGUAAGAUUAUGGGAUUUACGCAAGAGAGAGAAUACUAACAUAUUAACGCCGCAUUUAGUAGAUAAAGUUGCUCGGCCGCGAUUGGGAAAGUGGAUAGGCGCCGUAGAUUUUACCGAGGAUUGGCUGCUAUGCGGAGGUGGACCCAGCCUGUCACUGUGGCAUAUGCGCACUAUGGAAGCGGCGACGAUCUUCGAUCUGGCCGAUCAAGGUAUUCACGUGGCGGAGAUUUACGAGGAACGCGUGAUUGCGGCCGGUGCGGCCCCCUACAUCUAUCAUCUAACGUAUCAGGGCGAGACCCUGGCGAAGGUGCCCACAUCCAGCAAUACUGUCUACAGCGUGGUCUACCAGGAGUUGCCGCAGAAGGUGCUGAGCGCAGCCGGCUCCUCCAAUUACCUCGAUCUCUGUACGAACUUCAAUUAUCGCGAGAUGAUACUCAAGUUUGUGGACUUGAAGAUGUCGACGGUGUGAUGAAUAGAAAGCCGUGGCCGGCGAUGACCGCCGGGAUAAAGCCCUCUCUGCCGUCUCUGGAGCGCACCCAAAACCAGUCGCUCACGUGGUCACU
Messenger RNA from Dinoponera quadriceps, 1307 nucleotides. It is a transcript of the gene thoc6, whose product is annotated as THO complex subunit 6 homolog. Lineage: Eukaryota; Metazoa; Arthropoda; Insecta; Hymenoptera; Formicidae. Gene Ontology annotation, biological process: mRNA export from nucleus. The coding region runs from base 197 to 1213 and encodes 338 amino acids. The record is from RefSeq and is a predicted model, not a curated record. Gene Ontology annotation, cellular component: THO complex; transcription export complex. Gene Ontology annotation, molecular function: protein binding. The transcript has 7 exons.